This is a messenger RNA of Gadus morhua (Atlantic cod), 2362 nucleotides long. RefSeq names its product amyloid beta (A4) precursor protein-binding, family B, member 1 (Fe65) (gene apbb1). Gene Ontology annotation, molecular function: amyloid-beta binding; transcription factor binding. NCBI's taxonomy places the organism in Eukaryota, Metazoa, Chordata, Actinopteri, Gadiformes, Gadidae. Gene Ontology annotation, cellular component: nucleus; cytoplasm. The record is from RefSeq and is a predicted model, not a curated record. Gene Ontology annotation, biological process: regulation of DNA-templated transcription.
GUCCCAGAGCGGCACGGGGCGUGACGCAUCUCUGACGCACGGUCAGCCUCCAUCGCUAGACGACCCAGCUGACAAACACCACCUAGAAACCAAAGCAGCUACCUCGAUGUGCGGAAAUAUGUAGUUCAUAUCUACACUGGAUUAAAAAUAAGGGGGCUUUUACGGAGAUUGAGCUGUUGAAUGGUGAGGCUACCAUGGGUGGCCAUGACGAUGACAUGUCAUAUGCAAUCAAUAAACAAAAGCAGGACGAGGAGCUCAAGAACAACCUGAAUGACAGCGGACACUGGGUGGACCAGGAGUCCACCGGCAACAACGCCAAAUGGGUCAAAGAAGGACGCAACCAGCUGCGCAAAGUAGCCAAGCACCAAGACCACAACUGCAAUAUCAACCAGAAUGGCAACGAGGAGGACUUCCUCCUGCACAAGCUCUCCACCGAGGGAGAGCAACAGGGGGUGCUGGGCAAGUCCCCAAAGACCGCCAUCAUCCCCGACCUGAACGAUGAGGAGUCCUCCAAAGUCCUCAUCGACUCCCUGGAGGCCCCAGAGGAAGAGGAGGAGGAGGAGCAGCGGAAGGAGGAGGACGACAAAGAGAAGGAGGAGGAGAAGUCCGAGGAGGAGGAGGAGGAGGAGGAUGAGUCCAGCGUAGCGGAAGGGGAGCGGGCAGUGGAGGAGGAGCAGCGCAGCGACACAGAGUCCCAGAGCGAGGGGGCGGCGGUGGGGAGGAACACCUGCCUGCUGUUCUCCAACGUGAGUGGGACGCCCAGCGACGAGGAGGCCAGCUGGCCGGCACUGUCCCAGGAGGCCACAGACCAGGCCCCCGACAGCACCCCCAACGGCAACAGAGAUACCUUCUGGGAGUCCAACGCCUUCGAGACGGACACGGACCUGCCCUCUGGCUGGAUGAGGGUGCGGGACACCUCGGGGACCUACUACUGGCACAUCCCCACCGGCACCACCCAGUGGGAGCCCCCCUCGGCAGGACAAGCUGGGGACUGCGUCAUGUCCUCCAGCAUGUCCCUGGAGACCACCCCUGCGAGGAAAAGAGGUGAGGAGCCGUGGGUUCAUCUUUCCCACCCUGACGAAGGAGCCUCUGAUACAGAGCUGUGGAAGGAGGCUGAGGUGACCUCUGACCAGAGCUUAAAGGAGUUUGAGGGGGCGACGUUGCGCUACGCUCUCUUUAGCUACAACUGUUCCCAGUCUGAGGAAGAGCUGAAGCUCCGGCCCCUCUGCACAGAUCUGGAGUCCAAGUGCUUCGCCGUGCGCUCUGGCUGGGUGGAGAUGUCUGAGGACGACAUGGCCCCGGGGAAGAGCAGCGUCGCCGUCAACAACUGCAUCCGCCAGCUGUCCUACCACAAACACAACCUGCACGACACCGUGGGCAUCUGGGGGACAGGGAAGGAUAUGCUGAUGGUCCUGGAGAACGACACCAUGAACCUGAUCGACCCCCUGGGCCAGACCCUGCUGCACGCCCAGCCCAUCGCCAGCAUCCGAGUGUGGGGCGUGGGGAGGGACAACGGCAGGGAAAGGGACUUUGCGUACGUCGCCCGGGACAACCUGACCCAGGUCCUCAAGUGUCACGUGUUCCGCUGUGAUUCGCCAGCCAAGAACAUCGCCACCAGCCUGCAUGAGAUGUGCUCCAAGAUAAUGACUGAGAGGAAGGCCUCCAAGCCAGGCCUCAGCAGGCUGGACUCGGACUCCCCCAGACCCAUGGUCCAGGAGUUCCCCGCCCCAAAAAGCGAGCUCUUCCAGCGCUUCCACGUCUACUACCUGGGGAACGUGGCCGUGGCCAAGCCCGUCGGGGUAGACAUGGUGAAGAGGCUUGAAGUUGCUAUGAAUGCGAAAGACAAACAAGACUGGACCCCUGUUUCUGUCAACGUGGCCCCGGCUACCCUCACCAUACUCUCAAGACAGACGGAGGAGGUGCUGUCAGAGAACCGCGUGCGCUUCCUGUCCUUCAUGGGCGUGGGGAAGGACGUCCACUCCUUCGCCUUCAUCAUGGCCGAAGGCCCGCGAGACUUCAUCUGCCACAUGUUCUGGUGUGAGCCCAACGCCGCCAGCCUGAGCGAGGCGGUCCAGGCCGCCUGCAUGCUCCGCUACCAGAAGUGUCUGGACGCGCGGCCCCCCAGCCUGGCCUCCUGCCUGCCCACCCCCCCGGCCGACUCGGUGGCACGCCGCGUCAAGAAGGGGGUCCAGAGUCUGCUGGGCAGCUUCAAGGGCUACAAGGCUGCCCCCCAGUCCCCCUGAGGACCCGCAGGAGGCCACCGUCACGGCUCCCAUAACCUCCUCUUCCUCACCUCCCCAAGUACCUCUCCCUUCUCCUCCUCCUCUCCUCCUCCUCCUCUUCCUCUUCCUCUUCCUCUUCC